Molecule: messenger RNA, 2142 nt
Organism: Terrapene triunguis (Three-toed box turtle)
Lineage: Eukaryota; Metazoa; Chordata; Testudines; Emydidae
Gene: MST1
Product: macrophage stimulating 1
Exons: 16
Coding region: 84-1889 (601 amino acids)
Biological process (GO): proteolysis
Molecular function (GO): signaling receptor binding; serine-type endopeptidase activity
Source: RefSeq, a predicted model, not a curated record
AGCUGCUGCCAUGGACCCAGCACUCAGCACACACCCACAUUCAGAGGAACGUCCACUAUGACCUCUACCAGAAGAAAGAUUACAUGCAGAAUUGCAUUAGGGCAGAUGGGAGGAGCUACCGGGGCAUACGGUCCACGACGGAGAAGGGAAAGAACUGCCAGCAGUGGAGGCUGAAGUUUCCCCAUGAUCACAGGUUUUCUCCCUCUCUGCGGAACGGCCUUGAGGAGAACUACUGCCGGAACCCAGACAGAGAUGAGCGGGGUCCCUGGUGCUACACCAUGGACCCAGCCGUCCGGCACCAGAGCUGUGGUAUCAAGAAGUGUGAAGAUGCCGUGUGCGUGUUGUGCAACGGGGAAGAUUACCGGGGCCUGGUGGACCACACGGAGUCCGGGCGGGAGUGCCAGCGCUGGGACCUGCAGCAUCCCCACAAGCACCCAUACCAUCCCCACAAAUACCCUGAGAAGGAUCUGGAUGACAAUUACUGCCGCAACCCUGACAACUCCAUGGGCCCCUGGUGCUACACCACAGAUCCUGCCCGGGAGCGGGAGUACUGCCACCUCCGCAAAUGCAAAGCAGAGAAACGCCCACGCCUCGCAGACACCACCACCAGCUGCUUCAAGCACAAAGGCGAAGGCUACCGGGGCAAGGUGAACGUCACCACAUCAGGAAUCCCCUGCCAGCGCUGGGACGCCCAGACCCCCCACCGGCACCAUUUCCGGCCUGAGGCAUACGAGUGCAAGGACCUGCGGGAGAAUUACUGCCGGAACCCUGAUGGCUCAGAGGCCCCCUGGUGCUUCACCAGUCUGCCCAGCAUGCGCGUCGCCUUCUGCUUCCAGAUCAAACGCUGCACUGACGAGGUGGAGGUGGAGGACUGUUACCAUGGAAAUGGUGAGCUGUACAGGGGCAAGAUCAGCAAGACCCGGAAGGGCAUCACUUGCCAGAAGUGGUCAGCAGUAUCGCCCCACACACCCCAGAUCUCUCCUGCCAUGUUCCCCGCCAUGCACCUCGAGGAGAAUUAUUGCCGCAACCCUGACAACGACAGCCACGGGCCCUGGUGCUACACCAUGGACCCCAGCACCCAGUUUGAUUACUGCGCCAUCAAGUCCUGUGGUGACAAGACGCCAUCCAUCCUGGAGACUGCAGAUAACGUGGUCUUUGCCGAGUGCGGCAAGAGGGACGAGCGCCUCCAGCUGAAGGGCCGUAUCGUCGGGGGUCGCCCCGGGAACUCACCCUGGACUGUCAGCAUCCGCAACCGGAAAGGAGUGCAUUUCUGCGGAGGAUCCCUGGUGAAGGAGCAAUGGGUCAUCAGCACGCGCCAGUGCUUCUCCUCCUGUGACACUGACCUGUCUAGCUACGAGGUCCAACUCGGGACCCUCUUCAAGGACCCCAGCCCCAGCGACCCCGACAAACAGGCCCUCCCCAUCCUGAAACUUGUCUGCGGGCCCUCCACGUCUGACCUGGUCCUGCUGAAACUGGCCAGGCCAGCGACUCUGAACGAUCGGGUGGCUCUGAUCUGCCUCCCACCAGAGCGGUACAUCGUGCCCGAGAACACAGAGUGCGAGAUCGCUGGAUGGGGUGAAACCGGAGGUACCGGCAACAAGACUCUGCUCAACGUAGCCAAGCUGCCCGUGUUGAGCAACAAGGAGUGCAACAGGGCGCUCCGAGGCCAGGUGAAGGAGAGUGAGCUGUGUACUGCGCCCCUGCGAGCCGGGGUGGGGGCCUGUGAGGGUGACUAUGGGGGGCCGCUGGCCUGCCUGACCCAUGACUGCUGGGUGCUGGAGGGUGUCAUCACCCCUAUCCGUGUGUGCGCCCGCAAGGACCAGCCAGCUGUCUUCACUCGUGUCUCUCUCUACGUCGAUUGGAUCAACAAAGUGAUGAGGAUGCUCUGAGCUGGUGGGGGCCCAGCUCAGGGCCCAGAUGGGCAGGGACGGCCCCCAGGGAGCUAAGCACUGCUUUCCCCUCCGCCUGGUGAUGGCCGUGGGCUCUGAGAUGUACAUUCACCCAUGCCAAACUGUGCCAAGCCCUCACAGCGUCCCCGGGCAGGGCUCUGAGUCCAGACUGUCUGUCCCAUGUGCUGAGACCAAGCCAGCCAGCCCGUCCCUGGGCUGUGGGCACCGGCAUUGGGUGAUUGCAAUAAACAUG